Messenger RNA from Ixodes scapularis (black-legged tick), 840 nucleotides. RefSeq names its product elongation of very long chain fatty acids protein AAEL008004-like. Gene Ontology annotation, cellular component: endoplasmic reticulum membrane. The transcript has a single exon. NCBI's taxonomy places the organism in Eukaryota, Metazoa, Arthropoda, Arachnida, Ixodida, Ixodidae. Gene Ontology annotation, biological process: sphingolipid biosynthetic process; fatty acid elongation, saturated fatty acid; very long-chain fatty acid biosynthetic process. Gene Ontology annotation, molecular function: fatty acid elongase activity. Bases 1 to 840 code for a protein of 279 amino acids. The record is from RefSeq and is a predicted model, not a curated record.
AUGGCUUUGGCUGUACCCCAACUGAUCCUGAACCUUGUCGACAGAUACAAGUACGUCACAUCUCUCAGAGACCCGAGAACGGUUGAUUGGGGCUGGACAGAAAACUCGAAGUUCAUGCUGCCGCUGGCGUUAGGUUAUCUUUACGCCGUGAGGUUUGGAGGACGACGAUGGAUGGAAAACCGCAAGCCCUACAAGCUCAAGUCCGCCAUCAUGGUGUACAACCUGUUUCAAGUGAUUGCAAACACUUUCCUUUUUGUGCAGUACACGCGGCACUCUUACCUCGGCGGAGACUACAAUGCUUUCUGUCAGGGGGUGAGCUACUCCAGAGACAACAACACAAUGACAAUCCUGAGACUCGUGUGGUGGAGCCUGUUCGUCAGGAUAGCGGACUUUUUGGACACAUUCUUCUUCGUCGCCACCAAGAAGUUCUCCCACAUCACGGCUUUGCACGUAAUUCAUCAUUUUUUGGUAAUUGUCAACGGGUGGUUGUGGAUUACGUUUGGUUCGGAUGGGCAUGUGAUAAUGCCCGUGUGUUUUAACUGCUUGGUCCACGUCAUCAUGUAUGGUUACUACUUUCUUGCAUCACUUGGACCAGCAGUUAGAAAGCACCUGUGGUGGAAGAAGUACCUCACCAGCCUGCAGAUUUUUCAAAUGACCUUUGUGAGUCUCUACAUGUGCAUUCCACUAGUCUAUGAUUGCGGAUACCCCUGGGGCCUUAGCUUAAUUUUAGCUCCACAGUUAAUGCUGGUACUCGCGCUCUUUAUAAACUUUUAUGUCCAAUCCUACAUCUUCAAUAAGGGCCGUGAGCAGUGUAAUUCUCAAGCACUAAAAUCAGAUUAA